Molecule: messenger RNA, 1050 nt
Organism: Peniophora sp. CBMAI 1063
Lineage: Eukaryota; Fungi; Basidiomycota; Agaricomycetes; Russulales; Peniophoraceae
Source: the annotation of a GenBank genome assembly
AUGCCAGCCGUCCCCGCUCCCGCUAAGGUUCUUGUUUCUGGAGUCAAUGGCUACGUCGGCAUGUGGGUCGCGGAGACUUACCUUGCUGAAGGCUACUCCGUGCGCGGAACUGUACGCAGCGUGUCGCGGGCGGGCAAGCACAUCAAAGAGACCUUUUCCAAGUACGGAGACAAGUUCGAACUUGUCGAGGUCAAGGACAUCACCGCGCCCGGCGCGUUCGACCAGGCAGUUCAAGGGAUAGAUGUUGUCGCGCAUACGGCUUCGCCAUUCCAUUAUGACGCCGAGGACCCGGCCGAGAUUAUCGACCCCGCGAAGAAGGGCACCGUCAGCAUCCUCGAGUCGAUCCUUGCUCACGGCAAGGACGUCAAGCGUGUCGUCCUCCUCUCGUCCAUCGUUGCUGUUUGGACGAUGUUUGUGGACAAGCCCACCACGUUUACCGAGAAGGACUGGAACGAGCAGGCCAUCCAGCUCGUGAACGAAAAGGGCAAAGAUGCAGAUGGCGCCACCAAGUAUGGCGCAAGCAAGACGUUGGCGGAGAAGGCCGCUUGGGCGCUGAUCGAAGAACACAAGCCCACGUGGGACCUCGCCGUACUCAACCCACCCUACAUCUGGGGUCCGCCAAUCCACGAAGUCAACAGCUCCGACAAGCUCAACACCUCACAGAAGAUGCUCUUCGACAUUCUGACCAAGGCAUGGCCGGAUGCCGACUACGACAGCCAGGCGAAAGCGCUCGGGGGCGUCGACGUGCGAGACAUCGCGCUUGCGCAUGUGCGCGCGACCCAGUUGCCGCAGGCGGGCGGGACUCGCGCGCUAAUCGGAUCGUUCGGUGGGUACGGGCAGGAUGUGCUUGACAUCGCCAAUGCGUUACAACCGCGCGCAUGGGCCGAAUUGCCCAAGGGGCCGAAGCCCGGUGGAACCAAAGGCAAGGGGUCGCUGCUCAACAUUGACACGGCGCAGUUCCGACGCGUGUACGGAUUCCAGCUGCACACUAUCGAGGAGACCGUGCGCGACUCGCUCGAGGACUUCAAGAAGCGGGGCUGGAUUCAAUGA